AUGAAGAAUAUUAUUACUAUAGUUAAGAGCAAUCCUAUUUAAUAUCCAUCAAAAGAUGAUGCAUUGAAUUGGCCCUCAUUUAAUUCUAACAAUGCAAGUCAAUUUCGAUAAAAUCUAGGAAUGGAUAAACUAAAUAAAUAUACAAUAGAAAAAAAAAUUGAGUUGGAGAAUGAAAGGAAUGAGAUUCCUGAAAAACUGUUCAAAUUAUCGGAGUAGUAAUAAAAUUUUUAGCAUAACAACAUUAAUAAAUUGCUUUAAAAAAAUGAAAAUUUUUGGAUAACAAAAUUUAUUAUUUCUGAUUUGAUAAGAGUGAUCUUACUAAUAUUAUCAUUUAUAAUACCAUUUAGUUACAUAGAUACCUAUAAGUAAAAUAAAAUGAUAAUAUUAGAUAUAAUUCAACAUCAUUAAAACGGGGAAUGACAAUUUCAUUAAUAAUCUUAGAAAUCGUUUUAGUUAGUUUAAAAUUAUAUUCAUAAAGUCUAAAACAUCAAUUAAUUAAAAUUAGUUUGAAAUAAAUUUUGAAUCUUAUCUUUUACACAAUCUUUUCAAUUUGGGAACAUACAUUCAUAUACGGGAUCUUAUCAAUUUACUUAUUUUUAAGGAAUUUUCAAAUUAUUGGGAAAUUUUUUAAAUUAUUUACUUUACUAGAUUAUCAGUAUAUAUUUAAUAAAUUUUAUAGAUAGUAAAAAUAUUUGAAAAUUAUUAUUUGUAUUUAUUUUUAACUUCAUCUAUUCAGCUGCAUGUUAGAAGUAGAGUAUUUUAAAUAGUAAUAAGAAAACAUUUCAUAUUUUAAUAGCCUUUAUCAAUCAUUAUUAUUAUCAAUUUUUAUGAAAACAGAAAUGGAAACAGAAAACAAGUAGUUGGUGAUUUUAAAUAUAACAUUUAACAUAGGACUUAUAUUCUAUUUACUAAAAUAGUUAUUAAUGAGCUUGAACGAAAUUUCUAAAUAUUAAUAAUUGUUAGAGACUUAUCAUCUUUAUUUUUAAUCUUAAUUUAUCAGUACAAAAUGUAUUAUAGUUUUGAUCCAUUUUUCCAAAAAUUUUGAAGUUUUGGAAUAAUAUUAAACACAAAGACAAGAAUAGAAGAUCAAUCAAAUUUAUGAUUAUUUAAAAAAUAAAUUAAUAGUUUAGGAGUUAUCAAGAUUUGAGUUUUUGAAUGAAAAAACCUUAGAAAUAAUAGCUUAGAGUGGAGAUUUGAUUUAAAUUGAGCCGUUAAUAGUAAUUUAAAAUUUUGAAUAUGUAGAAACUUAAGUUUGAUAUUGAUGGCUUAUUUAUAAUUCUCACUGGAAAAAUUUAACUAUUUUUUUUGGGAUUAUAAAUUUAAUAUUCAAAUCAUAAAUUAAUUGAAUUAAGUCUGACUGAAAUAUUCCAUAACUAACAAAAUAGAAUAGUAAGAUUAGAAAAAAAUGAUUCUAGUAAAGUUUUGUAUUUUUUUAUUGAAAAAUAAAAGUUUAUUGAUAUCAUGAAGUAAUCGAAGGAAAAGGUAUUAAUAACAAUAAUAAUUAGGAAACUUAUUAAAUGAUAAAGGAUGAUGUAGUGUUAUAUAAUGAUACUUCGUAAUUAAAUAUUCGAUGUUAUUUUUGCGAUUAAUUUCAUUAAAGCUUUGCCUGUGCUUCAUUUAAUAUAAAAAGAAGAUUUGAUUAUAUUUAAACGUAUCAAGAUCGAAAUCCUAGAUAUUCAAGAAAACUCAAUUUAAAGUCAAGAUCUGCGAUAUACUAAUAGGUGAGAAUAAUUCUUAUAUAUUUUAGAUUACUCACUAAGGAACUAGUAACAAUAAUAUUUUUGAAUAAAGUUCUGAUAGUUUUGAGGUACUUGUUGAUCAUUCAAACGAAUGCGUAAGUUUAUAAAACGUUGGACUCGAUAUUAUGGGCCAAUAACCUUCUAAAUUAUUACCAAUAAAAGAAGUUAUGUAAGGUGAUAUUAUAUCAGAUAAGUAAUCUGAGCAUAGCAGCACAUUUUUGAAGAGUCUAGCAAUUAGUCCUAUUAAUAUUAUAAGGCGACCAAUAACUAGUCCUGUUUAACAUUAAGCUAGCGUUAAAAAUACAAAUUAAUCCUUUGAAAUAGAUUAAAUAGAAGAAUACUAAAAAUAUAAAACAAAAUUCAAUAUCUCAAAUAUCAUAUAAUAACUUAAUAAUUCUAGAUAUUGA
This is a messenger RNA of Paramecium sonneborni, 2146 nucleotides long. NCBI's taxonomy places the organism in Eukaryota, Ciliophora, Oligohymenophorea, Peniculida, Parameciidae. The record is from the annotation of a GenBank genome assembly.